Messenger RNA from Penicillium chermesinum, 306 nucleotides. RefSeq lists its product as uncharacterized. Bases 1 to 306 code for a protein of 101 amino acids. The record is from RefSeq and is a predicted model, not a curated record. NCBI's taxonomy places the organism in Eukaryota, Fungi, Ascomycota, Eurotiomycetes, Eurotiales, Aspergillaceae. The transcript is spliced from 2 exons.
AUGUGCAUUGAAAGUCGACCAAGCGAGAUACAGAAAGUAUACAUCAAAGCCCUAUCCUCUAUUACCAUGGAAAUCAUGCAGAAAUAUGUUAAAGAUGAUGGGGUAGUGGGGGUGGAUGAUGUGGAUCGUUGGCCUGUUGACUCUGACGCCUUUGGAUUUCUCGCCGCACUCUCGACGGUAAAGUCCAUUGAGUCCUUGAAAGAUCAACCACUUGUUCGUAAGAAAGAUCGAUUGCUAGGGGAGUUGGUUCUUCUCGCUCGGGUUGUUUUAGUCACUGCAAAGAUGUUCUAUUCCUAUGAAAAAUAG